This is a messenger RNA of Hordeum vulgare subsp. vulgare (domesticated barley), 2399 nucleotides long. RefSeq names its product semenogelin-1-like. The record is from RefSeq and is a predicted model, not a curated record. Lineage: Eukaryota; Viridiplantae; Streptophyta; Magnoliopsida; Poales; Poaceae. The transcript is spliced from 9 exons. The coding region runs from base 89 to 1618 and encodes 509 amino acids.
GUCAUCAGUGACAGAACCACCUACUGCUCAAGUACUGCUCAAGUACUAAGCUAUCCGUUGCAUAGCUAACCAGUGCUCCCAGCUAGUCAUGCCGCACGAGAAUCUGUUGAGCCCUCCAGCUGCUCAAGUAGCCGGAGACACUCCGGCCAUCGAGCAGUCUCCACCAGCUCCAGAUGGACCUCGAACUGAUGGGUCAGGGAACACACCUCAGCUCGACCUGGCCGACAACACGGUUGACAGAAACAAGAUGAUUCCCAGUUCCAAUAGGGAGCAUGGGCGUGGUGAACCUUACAUGAAGAUUACCAAUUCCAACAAGAAGCACGAGCAUGUGCCUCAUGAACCUCACAAGAAGAUUGCCAGUUCCAACAAGAAGCAGGAGCAUGUGCCUCGUGAAUUUCACAAGAAGAUUGCCAGUUCCGACACGAAGGACGAUCAUGAGAUUCGUGAACCUGGAAGCGGAGAAAGCUAUUCUCUGCACCGAACUGUCACGCUCGCUGAUGGACCUCGAACUGAUCAGUUAGGGAGCACACCUCAGCUCGACCUGGCCGACAACACGGUUGACAGAAACCAGAUGAUUCCCAGUUCCAACAGGGAGCAUGGGAGUGGUGAACCUCACAAGAAGAUUACCAGUUCCAACAAGAAGCAGGAGCAUGUGCCUCAUGAACCUCACAAGAAAAUUGCCAGUUCCAACAAGAAGCAGGAGCAUGUGCCUCGUGAACUUCACAAGAAGAUUGCCAGUUCCGACACGAAGGAUGAUCAUGAGAUUCGUGAACCUGGAAGCGGAGAAAGCUAUUCUCUGCACCGAACUGUCACGCUCGUUGAUGGACCUCGAACUGAUGGGUCACGGAGCACACCUCAGCUCGACCUGGCCGACAACACGGUUGACAGAAACCAGAUGAUUCCCAGUUCCAACAGGGAGCAAGGGCGUGGUGAACCUCACAAGAAGAUUACCAGUUCCAACAAGAAGCAGGAGCAUGUGCCUCAUGAACCUCACAAGAAGAUUGCCAGUUCCAACAAGAAGCAGGAGCAUGUGCCUCGUGAACUUCACAAGAAGAUUGACAGUUCCGACACGAAGGACGAUCAUGAGAUUCGUGAACCUGGAAGCGGAGAAAGCUAUUCUCUGCACCGAACUGUCACGCUCGCUGAUGGACCUCGAACUGAUCAGUUAGGGAGCACACCUCAGCUCGACCUGGCCGACAACACGGUUGACAGAAACCAGAUGAUUCCCAGUUCCAACAGGGAGCAUGGGCGUGGUGAACCUCACAAGAAGAUUACCAGUUCCAACAAGAAGCAGGAGCAUGUGCCUCAUGAACCUCACAAGAAGAUUGCCAGUUCCAACAAGAAGCAGGAGCAUGUGCCUCGUGAACUUCACAAGAAGAUUGCCAGUUCCGACACGAAGGAUGAUCAUGAGAUUCGUGAACCUGGAAGCGGAGAAAGCUAUUCUCUGCACCGAACUGUCACGCUCGUUGAUGGACCUCGAACUGAUCAGUUAGGGAGCACACCUCAGCUCGACCUGGCCGACAACACGGUUGACAGAAACCAGAUGAUUCCCAGUUCCAACAGGGAGCAUGGGAGUGGUGAACCUCUAGUACCGGUUCGUGGCACGAACCGGGACUAAAGGGAUGGUGGCGAGCUGGUGUCAGGCUGGGGCCGCACUAGCACCUUUAGUCCCGGUUCGUGGCACGAACCGGUACUAGAAGAUCACAUUUAGACCAGGUUUGUGUCAUGAAGCGGGACUAAAGGUUUCCCUAUAUAAGCCCUUCGUCCAGCCCGCGUUCGAGCUCUCUCUUCUUCCCCUUUCCUCUCCUCUCUGUUCUUCCCCAAAGCUCGAGCUCAUCCUUCAUUUUGCCCAAAAUUUGUCAAGAUUUGAAGGCACCCCAUCCAUCCAAGUGAUCACAAAGGUAUGGUUUAGUUAGUGCUUUCCCGUCCCCGUCCUAACCACCGUCGAUCGCCCAGACUGUCCCGUCGUCGGCACCACCUUGUGGCAUGGUUUUGAUAUCCGUCCCCGUCGGCCCUCAUCUGGUUUAUGAUUCGGAUGUGGAGGUAUGUGAACCGGAAAUUCCAACCGACCCUCUUGUCGAGAGGUUAAAUUUAGUUGAAAAAGAAAACGAGUAUUUGAAAGAAAAUUUGAAAAGAAUUGAAGAAGAGAAGAUGAAACUGGAGUAUGUUGCCGAUGUCGUCGAUGAUCACAAGAUCAAGAUGGAGAAAAUGCGCUUGAAGAUUAGAAAGAUUAGAAAAUAUGCCAUUGAUAGUGAGGCUUGGUAUCAUUAUGUUGUUGGAUCAAUUGUUACCUUAGUUGCGAUCUUGAUCGCAUUUAUUGUUGCAUUUAAAUGCUUUAGCUAGAGAGUUUGUAUGUUGUGAGAAUAGGUGUGUAUGAACUUUAUGUAUGAACUUGUAUU